Molecule: messenger RNA, 2751 nt
Organism: Procambarus clarkii (red swamp crayfish)
Lineage: Eukaryota; Metazoa; Arthropoda; Malacostraca; Decapoda; Cambaridae
Source: RefSeq, a predicted model, not a curated record
AUGCACUCGGGCUAUGUCAACAAGUUAUUCUGCCUCUUCGACGCUCGGUCGAUUAAGGACCGGGACGUGGAGGACCAGGACGUGGAGGACCGGGACGUGGAGGACCAGGACGUGGAGGACCGGGACGUGGAGGACCGGGACGUGGGGGACCAGGACGUGGAGGACCGGGACGUGAAGGACCGGGACGUGGAGGACCAGGACGUGGAGGACCGGGACGUGGAGGACCGGGACGUGGGGGACCAGUACGUGGAGGACCGGGACGUGGAGGACCAGGACGUGGAGGACCAGGACGCGGAGGACCGGGACGUGGAGGACCAGGACGUGGAGGACCAGGACGCGGAGGACCGGGACGUGGGGGACCAGUACGUGGAGGACCGGGACGUGGAGGACCAGGACGUGGAGGACCAUUACGUGGAGGACCAGGACGCGGAGGACCGGGACGUGAAGGACCAGGACGUGGAGGACCAGGACGUGGAGGACCGGGACGUGGGGGACCAGUACGUGGAGGACCGGGACGUGGAGGACCAGGACGUGGAGGACCAGGACGCGGAGGACUGGGACGUGGAGGACCAGGACGUGGAGGACCGGGACGUGGAGGACCAGGACAUGGAGGACCGGGACGUGGAGGACCAGGACGUGGAGGACCGGGACGUGGAGGACCGGGACGUGUGGGACCAGUACGUGGAGGACCAGGACGUGGAGGACCGGGACGUGGAGGACCGGGACGUGAAGGACCAGGACGUGGAGGACCAGGACGUGGAGGACCGGGACGUGGAGGACCAGGACGUGGAGGACCGGGACAUGAAGGACCAGGACGUGGAGGACCGGGACGUGGAGGACCAGGACGUGGAGGACCGGGACGUGGAGGACUGGGACGUGGAGGACCGGGACGUGAAGGACCAGGACGUGGAGGACCGGGACGUGGAGGACCGGGACGUGGAGGACCAGGACGUGGAGGACCGGGACGUGGAGGACCAGGACGUGGAGGACCGGGACGUGGAGGACCGGGACGUGAAGGACCAGGACGUGGAGGACCAGGACGUGGAGGACCGGGACGUGGAGGACCAGGACGUGGAGGACCAGGACGUGGAGGACCGGGACAUGAAGGACCAGGACGUGGAGGACCGGGACGUGGAGGACCGGGACGUGAAGGACCAGGACGUGGAGGACCAGGACGUGGAGGACCGGGACAUGAAGGACCAGGACGUGGAGGACCGGGACGUGGAGGACCAGGACGUGGAGGACCAGGACGUGGAGGACCGGGACGUGGAGGACCGGGACGUGGAGGACCAGGACGUGGGGGACCAGGACGUGGAGGACCGGGACGUGGAGGACCAGGACGUGGGGGACCGGGAAGUGGAGGACCAGGACGUGGAGGACCGGGACGUGGAGGACCAGGACGUGGAGGACCGGGACGUGGGGGACCAGGACGUGGAGGACCGGGACGUGGAGGACCGGGACGUGGAGGACCGGGACGUGAAGGACCAGGACGUGGAGGACCGGGACGUGGAGGACCGGGACGUGGAGGACCAGGACGUGGAGGACCGGGACGUGGAGGACCAGGAAGUGGAGGACCGGGACGUGGAGGACCAGGACGUGGAGGACCGGGACGUGGAGGACCGGGACGUGGAGGACCGGGACGUGAAGGACCAGGACGUGGAGGACCGGGACGUGGAGGACCGGGACGUGGAGGACCGGGACGUGGAGGACCGGGACGUGGAGGACCGGGACGUGGAGGACCGGGACGUGAAGGACCAGGACGUGGAGGACCAGGACGUGGGGGACCGGGACGUGGAGGACCGGGACGUGGAGGACCGGGACGUGGAGGACCGGGACGUGGAGGACCAGGACGUGGAGGACCGGGACGUGGAGGACCAGGACGUGGAGGACCAGGACGUGGAGGACCGGGACGUGGAGGACCGGGACGUGGAGGACCUGGACGUGGGGGACCAGGACGUGGAGGACCAGGACGUGGAGGACCGGGACGUGGAGGACCAGGACGUAGGGGACCAGGACGUGGAGGACCGGGACGUGGAGGACCAGGACGUGGAGGACCGGGACGUGGAGGACCAGGACGUGGAGGACCAGGACGUGGGGGACCGGGACGUGGAGGACCAGGACGUGGGGGACCGGGACGUGGAGGACCAGGACGUGGAGGACCAGGACGUGGAGGACCAGGACGUGGAGGACCGGGACGUGGAGGACCAGGACGUGGAGGACCGGGACGUGGGGGACCGGGACGUGGAGGACCGGGACGUGGAGGACCAGGACGUGGAGGACCAGGACGUGGGGGACCGGGACGUGGAGGACCAGGACGUGGAGGACCAGGACGUGGGGGACCGGGACGUGGAGGACCAGGACGUGGAGGACCGGGACGUGGAGGACCGGGACGUGGGGGACCAGGACGUGGAGGACCAGGACGCGGAGGACCGGGACGCGGAGGACCGGGACGUGGAGGACCGGGACGUAGGGGACCAGGACUUGGAGGACCAGGACGCGAAAGACCUGGACGUGGAGGACCGGGACGUGGAGGACCGGGACGUGGAGGACCAGUACGCGGAGGACCGGGACGUGGAGGACCGGGACGUGGAGGACCGGGACGUAGGGGACCAGGACUUGGAGGACCAGGACGCGGAGGACCUGGACGUGGAGAACCGGGACGUGGAGGACCGGGACGUGGAGGACCGUUUCCACAACAUUCACCUCACUACAACACGCUGCAAAAGAAGGAAUAAAAAUCUGUCUGUUUAA